Molecule: messenger RNA, 1437 nt
Organism: Heterobilharzia americana
Lineage: Eukaryota; Metazoa; Platyhelminthes; Trematoda; Strigeidida; Schistosomatidae
Source: the annotation of a GenBank genome assembly
AUGGGAGUUGAUGACAGUGGAGAUUCUGUUAAAGAGACACUGGGAGAAGAAAAACAUACUGAAUAUAAUGGAAUCAAGGUCGCAGCAUCUCCUGGCCAACUUUUAGAUGAGGCACAGCUGUCGCUGAAAUCGAGUGAUGCCUUAACACCACUUUGUGUAUUUUGUGGGAUGAAUGGUCAUCUGAAUCUUGGACAGGGUGAAAUGCUAAGGUUUCAUACAAAGCUUGAAUACUUAGAGCCCCCUUCAUGGUACAUUGACCACAUUAGUAAGGUGAAGCUAAAGCAAGAGAAGUGCAUCAAUAUUUUGGUGACCAACCGGUUAACACAUACUAAUCGGCGAAAUCAACACAGUAGGGUAGUGGUCGCCUCCUUCUCAUCAUUACCGACGGAUUCUGAUUCCUGUAAAGUGGGGCCGCAUGUAUCCCUUGAUGGAUGCCGUCGAAAUAAAAACAAGAAUUGUUUUGGUUAUGAUUGCAAACCUAGUCUCGCAGGAAUGCCGACAGCGUAUUUCGACUGCAGUGGUCGACCUUUUGGUUUAGUUGAAGAACUAAAUUAUGUUGGUUGGCCUUCACCUGUAUAUGUUGGUGAAAAUCUGCAACUUCGCAAUCUGGUUGUAAGAUGCACCCCACGUGAAGGUGGUGAAGGUGGUUGGAUUUACGCACACCAUUGCUGUGCUUCAUGGUCAAACGGUGUUCAUUUCAAUGAUCAGAUGGUUCUUGAGGGGGUUGAGGAAGCAGCAAAUAUUGCUGUAUCUCGAAGUUGUUCUCUGUGUCUUCGUUACGGAGCGAGCAUAUCUUGCCGUGUAAGCGGAUGUGACUCAUGUUUCCAUUUUCUGUGUGCAGCAGGAUCUGGUUGUCUGCAGGAUAUUGAGACUCUAGAGCUGCUAUGUCCAGUUCAUAUUUCAGAAGCUGUAGCAUCGAACUACGCCUCAUUACAGUGCGCUCUCUGUGAAUCUCUGGGUGAUGUAACUGAGCUUCUGUUCUGUACUAGUUGUGGCAGUCAUUAUCAUGCUUCUUGUUUAGAACCACCUCUGCAACCGAACCCCACAAUUCGCAUUGGUUGGCAAUGUGCGGAGUGUAAAACCUGUUUAAUUUGCAAUGAAAGUAAAGAUGAAAACAAAAUGCUGGUUUGUGACGUUUGUGACAAGGGCUAUCACACUUAUUGCUUGAAGCCUCCUGUUUCCAGUAUUCCUAAAAAUGGAUUCAGAUGUGAGCGGUGUCGUGUAUGCUCUGAUUGUGGAGGUGGACGUGCUUCUACUACAAGUGGCCUGGAAGGACCAGUAGCCUUCAAUAAUGAAAUCAAUCCAAAUGUUCGUUGGCACAGCAACUAUACCUUAUGUGACCGUUGUUUUCAUACUCACAAACGCCCAAUUCAUGCUGCCCUGUAUGUGAACGAGCCUGGCGUUGCUCAUUACCGGUACGUGAAAGCUCUUCAGUAA